AUGACGGUUUCGUACACCCUCAAAGUGGCGGAGGCUCGCUUCGGAGGCUUCUCUGGCUUGCUUCUCCGUUGGAGGGGAAGCAUCUACAAGCUCCUCUACAAAGAGUUCCUCCUCUUCAUCGCCCUAUAUGCUCUGCUCAGCAUCACUUACCGGUUGCUGCUGACCCAGGAGCAGAGGCAUGUAUAUGCUCAGGUGGCCCGAUACUGUAAUCGUUCGGCAGAUCUCAUCCCCUUAUCCUUUGUACUGGGUUUCUACGUGACCCUGGUGGUGAACCGCUGGUGGGCCCAGUAUACAAGCAUCCCGCUGCCAGACCAGCUGAUGUGCGUCAUCUCGGCCAGCGUGCACGGCGUAGACCAGCAUGGCCGCCUGCUGCGCCGUACCCUCAUCCGCUAUGCCAACCUGGCGUCUGUGCUGGUGCUGCGCUCAGUCAGCACCCGCGUGCUCAAGCGUUUCCCCACUAUGGAGCACGUGGUGGAUGCAGGUUUCAUGUCCCAGGAAGAGAGGAAAAAGUUUGAGAGCCUGAAAUCCGACUUCAACAAGUACUGGAUCCCAUGUGUCUGGUUUACUAACCUGGCGGCCCAGGCCCGGAGGGAUGGGAGAAUCCGUGAUGACAUUGCUCUCUGCCUGCUCCUGGAAGAGCUGAACAAGUACCGGGCCAAGUGCAGCAUGCUAUUCCACUAUGACUGGAUCAGCAUACCUCUCGUCUACACCCAAGUGGUGACCAUAGCGGUAUACUCCUACUUUGCCCUCUCCCUGAUCGGCCGCCAGUUUGUGGAGCCAGAGGCAGGGCCUGCCAAACCUCGGGAGCCAUUAGAGCCAGGCCAGGGGCCAGCGUCUACUCUGGGGGACCUGGACAUGUAUGUGCCUCUCACCACUCUGCUGCAGUUCUUCUUCUAUGCUGGCUGGCUCAAGGUGGCCGAACAGAUUAUCAACCCCUUUGGGGAGGAUGAUGAUGACUUUGAGACUAACCAGCUCAUAGACCGCAACUUACAGGUGUCCCUGCUCUCCGUAGACGACAUGUACCAGAACCUGCCUCCCGCGGAGAAGGACCUGUACUGGGACGAAGACUCAGCGCAGCCGCCUUACACGGUGGCCACGGCAGCAGAGGCUCUGCGGCCUUCCUUCCUGGGCUCCACCUUCAACCUUCGCGUGAGCGACGACCCCGAGCAGAACGUGCAGGUGGACACGUCCCCAGGGUCCGCUAGGCCGCUCCCCGCCGCGCAGACCCCGAUGCUCGGCCACUUGUUUGCCGCAGGAGCACCCUCGCCGGCGAUCAGCCUCCGGACCUUUGGCCGCGUACGCGGAGCCCCCCGGACCCCUCAUCUACUGCGCUUGCGAGCAGAGGAGGGCGGCGACCCCGAGGCCGCGGACCGCAUUGAGGAGGCGUCGGUGGGGUCAGGGGACGAGGCCGGGGAGCCCUGAGAAAAGGCUGCCAGGGCCGG
Neofelis nebulosa (Clouded leopard) is the source of this 1442-nucleotide messenger RNA. It is a transcript of the gene BEST4, whose product is annotated as bestrophin 4. Lineage: Eukaryota; Metazoa; Chordata; Mammalia; Carnivora; Felidae. The record is from RefSeq and is a predicted model, not a curated record. The coding region runs from base 1 to 1422 and encodes 473 amino acids. Gene Ontology annotation, molecular function: chloride channel activity. The transcript is spliced from 9 exons.